UGACUUAGUGAACCGAUCACGAAGAAUUAAAUACCAAUCGAUCGCUAAACUGUUCGUGUCCAAGAAAUUUUCUGCCAAAAUUUUUGGCCAGUCUCUUCAGUCCAAAUUGGUGGAAAGAAUUGGAUGAUCUUGUGGUUUGGAAUCUCUUUGACUUUUUGAGAGUGAUUGCAAUCGUGUGAUAAAAGUGCCCCGAAAAUGUUGCUGGAUUUGAAAUUUUCAAAGUUCAACGACACUCCUUGGGGAUUUCGUCUCACUGGAGGAGCGGACUUUGACUAUCCCCUGACUGUUAUCAAAGUGACCGAAGGUUCAUUGGCGGCUACAGUGGGAAUGAAAGUCGGUGAUAUCGUUGUUCGUAUCAACGAUACUCCCGCCAGCAAUCUCUCACACUUGGAAGCUCACAAUGUCCUCCUGGCUGCUGGAAAUAAUUUUAUGCUUGGCGUUCUACGUGAGAAUGAAGAAGAUCAUGAUCAACAAGUCCUUAACACUGAACCCGUAGCUCCAGAAAAGCCUCCGGCAGAAAUAUCUCCACCAACAAUAACCGCCCCUGUGGAAGAAACAAUCAUUGAAGAAUCUGCUUUAGAACAAGUAGAGGAAAAAUUGAAGGAUGAUAUUGUGUCUGAUGAUCAAAUCGCUGAGAUUAUCUCCAGUGAAGCAGAAGUGCUAAAGGAACACAAUGUAAUUGGUGUGAACUUCAAUAAGAUUAUCCCACAGGCUCUCUCACUCAAGACAAGUGAAGUCUUCAAGACCCUCAACGCAGAAGCUGUUAAGACUAAGGAGGAUAAAAUUCAGGAAGAACGCAAAUGGACCACUUUUCUCCAAAAGCCAAAUCGUCCAAUUCCCAAGUCAAAAUGGGAUCUUGAACAAGAGAAGAGAGAGCCCUAUAGAGUGAAGAUUGUGAAGCAGCCAAAACCCAAGAUCGCUCCUGAUCGAGUACCUACACCGCCCCCGAUGGAAAUUCUUCCUGAUCCACCUAAAGCAGAGACAGAAAAAGUUACAGAAAAUAAGGAAUCUGUUAAAGCUUCAGAAGAUGAAAAUCCAGUCGCUGAUGCUGUAGAAGAUGUUCCAGCUAAAGAGGAUGAGAUUGAUCUUCAAGCUGAGGAAGUGGAGGAGUUAGUGGCUUCAACAGCUGAUAAUGAAGUUCCUGAUUUAGAGGUGCCACAAAGUGAGGACAUGAUAGAAAAUCCUGAUUCUGAUGCACUUUCACGUGAACUGGAGGAGAAAUUGGUUGAUGUUCAGCGUCAAUUGCUGGCUUUAUCGAAUUUACCCCACACGAUUAAAGCCACACUGGACUCGGUAACAGAGCAACUCUCAAAAAUUGUGCCUGUUACUAAAGAAGAAUCACAAGAGAUCCCUGUGGAGUGCGAUGAAGAGAUCCAGGACCAGGACAAUAUCACUGAGGUGAAAGAGGAAAGUGAGAUUACCACGGGGGAUCAGGAAGUUUCAGAGGUUCAUGGAGAGAAUGAGGAGCAAAAAAACAAUUUCGAGGAAAAUGAUAAUAUUGAGCAGGAAAAGAUCAGCGAAAUUCAGGCUGAGCAUCCUUCUGAAGAUACAGUAGAUGAGGGGUUUGCAGAAAAGGGACAAGAAACUGAGGAAGAUUUGGAACAUCAGCAACGUCUGAUUCGCGAGCGAACACCCAAGAAACCUCCAAAACCGAAACUAACAUCCGCCUUUGGUCCCCUAGUGCCUCAAGAGAGACCGAUCUUUCUGCCCGGUGGACGAAAGUGGCGCAAGCCCAAAGACGCCUUCAAUGAUGAAUUUAUAGCGGAAGUUCUCAGCUCCCAAGCGGAACUUAUUGUUGGCACCACUCUUGGGGUGAACUUCUUGAAGUACCAGAAGCCAGAGAAGAAAGUAGAUUUGAGAAAUAGUGAGGUGUACAGGAUGAUCCAUCGCAUGGACAAGGAGCCAACUCAUGGAAUUGCUGUUCGACCAGAAAAAGUUCUCACAGCUGAUGAUGUCCACAGGUGCUCUUCACCACUCUCAAAAUGUGGCCAGUAGAUUAUCCCCAUCUUGUCGAGAAAAAAAUAUUGUUUUCGUAUUGUUUGAUUGUUCUUUUGUAACUUAGAACUUUAUCUAAAUAAACGAUACAAGAGGGGUGACAAA
Messenger RNA from Phlebotomus papatasi, 2100 nucleotides. Its product is annotated as PDZ and LIM domain protein Zasp-like. Lineage: Eukaryota; Metazoa; Arthropoda; Insecta; Diptera; Psychodidae. The coding region runs from base 196 to 1995 and encodes 599 amino acids. Gene Ontology annotation, biological process: actin cytoskeleton organization; muscle structure development. The record is from RefSeq and is a predicted model, not a curated record. Gene Ontology annotation, molecular function: muscle alpha-actinin binding; actin binding. The transcript is spliced from 7 exons. Gene Ontology annotation, cellular component: filamentous actin; Z disc; stress fiber.